CCUCGGCCUUGGCCGCGGCUCCCUCCUAGGGGGAGGGGCAGCUUCGGGGCCGGUGCCGCAGCCGGGUGACAGAUGGCCGAAGGGAGCUGCCCGGACAGCCGCCAUGCGGGCCCCGGGUCCCAGCCCGGGGAUCCUGGCGACAGCCUGGAAACGCAGCCCAGUGGCUGGAGGGGGGCCCCCUUCGGAGCCACGGACGGCAAUGCAGGUCCUAAUCUGAAGGAGUGGCUGCGGGAGCAGUUCUGCGAUCAUCCCAUUGAGCACUGUGAGGACACCCGACUGCACGACGCAGCCUACGUGGGCGACCUCCAGACCAUCCGCAGCCUGUUGCAGGAGGAGAGCUUCCAGAGCCGGAUCAAUGAGAAGUCAGUGUGGUGCUGCGGCUGGCUCCCCUGCACCCCGCUGCGCAUUGCGGCCACCGCCGGCCACGGCAACUGUGUGGAUUUCCUGAUCCAGAAGGGCGCUGAGAUUGACCUCGUGGACGUGAAGGGGCAGACUGCCUUGUAUGUGGCGGUGGUGAACGGGCACCUGGAAUGUGCCCAGAUCCUCCUGGAGGCGGGCGCUGACCCCAACGGCAGCCGGCAUCACCGCAGCACCCCGGUGUACCACGCCUCCCGGGUGGGCAGAGCCGACAUUCUCAAAGAGCUGAUCAGGUACGGGGCGGAUGUGGACGUCAACCACUACCUGGCUCCCGGGAUGCCUCCCCCUUCUUCCCGGCGCCUCACCUCCCUGGUGGUCUGCCCAUUGUACAUCAGUGCCGCCUACCACAACCUCCAAUGCUUCAAGCUGCUUCUUCAAGCCGGAGCCAACCCCGAUUUCAACUGCCACGGCCCUGUCAACGUCCAGGGCUUCUGCCGAGGCUCCCCCGUCUGCGUCAUGGAUGCCGUCCUGCGUCAUGGCUGCGAAGCUGCAUUUGUCAGUCUGCUGAUCGACUUUGGUGCCAACCUGAAUCUGGUGAAAUGGGAAGCCUUGAACGCUGAGUCAAGAGGCAGAGUGAAAGUGAAUCCGGAAGCUUUGCAGGUUUUCAAAGAAGCCAGGAGUGCCCCCAGGACCUUGCUGUGUUUGUGCCGGGUGUCCGUGAGGAAGGCUCUCGGCAAGUGUCGGCUGUACCUUAUAUCCUCUCUCCCCCUCCCCGACGCCAUCAAACAGUUUUUACUUUAUGAGCAGAGUUAAGAGGCAGGACGGGAUUGUGGGUUUGCUUCUCAAGGGGGAACGCAGGCGAUCUAAAGAACCAACUCGGUGUCCGUUCAUUACUCUCUCGAUCGCCCCUGGAACCGUUAGGAAGUGUCCCGAGUAGCUGCUGGUAAAGGCCUGCCUUGGUUAUCGCUGUCGUUAACCAGCUCCGGUGCUUUUGUCGAUGCGCUGUAUUUUGUGGAGGAGCUCUCGGGGGCUUUGAGCUAGCCUUGGCUUAAUAAUUCAGUGUUGGGGGGAGGGCGCUAUUGUGAUGUAUGAUUUCCUUUUCCCUUGAUUUCCCUAUAGGGAAUUUUCCUAGCUGAGAAGUUACACCCACCUGCAAAUGUUCAAAUUGGGGAUGGAUGGUGCAUCAAGGGUCGGGUUCUAGAGGUCGGCGAACAUCUCCGUAAGGAUAGGGCAGUUAGCAACCUCCUGAUGUAUAGUCUUCUGUAUAUAUAUUUAUAUUUCUAAAGUGAAAUAUUUACUUCAACAUCUGAUGGGGGAAAAUACUUCAUUUUGGGGAAAUACAUUUAACCAAAGGUAAAUGUUAGUCAACAAGCAUUUAUUAAAUACCUGCUCUGCCCCAGGGACUGUGUUGGGAACACAAAGACCGGCAAACUCAGUCUUGGUCUGGGGCGUUUAUGUUCUAAGGGAGGAGAUCACCUGGAAAAAGCAAGACAAGCAAGAUACAGGCAGAAUAGGUCAAAGGUUAUCUUAGAGGGCCGACGAGCAGGAACAGGCCGUUCUCGUCUUCGGUCGAGAGAUUCCCUGGCAUUUGGUGUUUGGAGGCGCCACAUAUCACAAAAUCACAAUGUGGGAGUUGUCAGGAAUCGUUUCGUGGGUGAUCUUGUGGAUCAUCCAAGUCAUACCUCCAAGGAAUCCUUCUUAGCACAUAGUCAACCAAUAUGCGUCUUCCAGCUACACCUAUAGUGACGGCCAGAGAUGUCAUGAAGGGAGACCAAGGCCCAGCACAAGCUCAGCCCUGUUCAGGCCAGUUGGAAUAUUUAGGGUUAGAGGUGGAGUUGGGAGGUUGGGUUCAGUUCGGUUCUUGGGGAAAUACUUUAGGGACAAGACAGACAGAGUAGGAUAUAUUCAGUGGAGGGCAGCCAGGACGGAAAUGGCGUUGAAUCCCAUGCCAUCUGACAAUGAUUUUAAAGAAUUGGGGAUGUUCAGGCUGGAAAAAAGAAACCUUAGGGAGGUCAUGGAAGAGCAGAUUGACCUGUUCCCUUUGUCCAAACAAGGCCCAAUGAGUGGUACUUGAAGAGGCAAAUUUACCUUCAGUUAAUGGGAAACUUUAUAAGAAAUGCAACUCUUCCAAAAUGGAAGGGAUUUCAUAAAAGGUGGAGAGUUUCCUCUUCCUAAAGGUCUUUACGUAGUUUCUGAUUGGCCACUUUGGGGUGAGGUUCGAAAUGGCUUUCCUUUUAAGAUGUGGACUGGAUGCAGCAGCAUCUCCAGGCCCCUCCCACGCUGACAUUUUCUCCUUUAUCAUCUUUCUCUUCCUGAGUGAGUCAGACCAACUUUCUUUGCUCACUUUUAAUGUCCUUUCAAAGAUCCUUUGUCAAUUGUAUUUAUUGCAGGUUAACCUUGAUCUCAGUCUCCCCUCAUUUCACACAUGGAGUAGUCACAACACUGACCUGUCAGUCCAAGUGUGAGGGCCUAGAACACCUCUCAAUUUCUCCACUUUCCAUGCCCCAGAUGCGGCAGAUUUCAAGAACAGGUGGGUCAGUUUCAGAGGCUAUAACUAAACAAAUGAAUCGAUAUUUAAGCAUUUAUUAGGCACCUAUUGUAUACAAAACAUUGCCCUGAGUGCCGAGCAUAUAAAAUAACAACAUGAAACAAUACCCACCCUCUAGAACUUUUCAUCAUGUAGGGAUUCUCCCAUCUGCACCUAUUUAUGGAUGGAACAAGUGUUAUAUCAACAGCAUUCACUGCCAUCACAUAUAGGACAAUCAGUCAAGGAACAAGCUUUGAUUAAGAACCUACUAUGUGCUCUGAAGUUAGGAGGACCUGAGUUCAAAUCUGGCCUCAGACACUUAUCACUUCCUAGCUGUAUGACUCUGGACAAGUCACUUAACCCCAAUUGCCUCAGCAAAAAAAAAAAAAAAUACAAAAUAAAAAGAACCUACUAUGUUUAGUGUUAGGGAUGCAAAGGCAGAAGUGAUGAGAUCAAGCUUACAGGAUCCUCUUUUGAUCUCUGAGGGAAUCUCUGAAGCAUUUUACUAGGGCAAAGGGUGGCUCCUGAGGCUGAGAAGGGAGAAGAGACUUUCCCAGACACCCACGAUAUUGUAAUAGUGACAUUUCUAUGAUACUUUCAGGUACUGUUUACAAAGCACUUCAUGUACAUUAGCCCACAUGAUGAUCACAUCAGCCCAUUGAGGUACACAGAUACUAGAGGGAGCACUUCUGUUUUACUGGGAGGAAUAUGAAGUUCAGAGAAUAUAAGUGACCCACCUGAAGUCAUACCAGGAAUAAAUGUCGUCAACGAAAGCCUUUCUCCCUCUGACUCUCAGACUCAUAUCCUGCUCUUUGGAUUUAUUGACAAGCAGAUUCUUGCUAGGAGGGGGUGACCGGCCCCCAAAUUCUUUUCUCUUUUCCUGGGAACCAUGAUUCUUUGAUCUUCAUUGCUGUGCAUGGAUUCGGGGGCAUCCUGGUAUCCUUGGGUACCUUUGAGUCUCUGAGGGUGGGACUGCUCAGCGUGAAAGCAAAUGGUGAUUUAUUCAAUUGAUCCAGUGAGAGGGAAAAAAGUCAAUCAAGCCAGUUAUUUAAUUGAACUGGUCACUGUGGGCAGAAAAGUAGAGCCUCUUCUUUAGUUGGGACGGUCAAAAGUCACAAGCCCUCCCCACCCCACAAAGUGCACAUCUCGCUGAGCUUGGAGGUUCUUUCCAGGCUGAUAUUUAUGAUUUUUCCUUGGGAUUAGCUCAAUUCACUGAACAUUCAUCAAGUGCCUCGGGUAACAUGGACAAGGAUCUCAGCGUCUAAGGAAUAUAGGCUGCUCGAGGGCAAUGGGGCCAUUUUCUUUUGUCAUUAUAUCCCCAGUAGCUGUCGCUGUGAUGGCCAUUGCAGGCACUUAAUUAGGAAUGCGAUGGCGCUGGGGUAAUGGGGAUGCAAAACUGUAACCAAAAUCAUCGCUGCCUUGGAGGAGUUUCCACUCUACCGCGCUCUUCGGGUUUGAAAUCUGCCUAUGGCAUUGGCCCCAUUACUCAAUAAAAUGCUCUUGGUCCAUCGUAAGCAGGGAUGGAAAGAUACAAUCGGCCAGGACAUGAAUGGUUGUCAGUGUCUCUUCUCCCUAGCUAAUUUUCCAGAUGAAGAAAGUGGAUUUAAGAGAGGGGGGAAUUGCUGAUGGUACCACAGAGUGGGCUCUGAAGCCAGACCCUCUGGCUCCAGAUCCAGAGCCCUUCUUUUAUAUGAUCAUUUAAGAGAUGGAGAAAUUGGAUCCUAUGGAACCAUAAGCACUUGCUGUUGGCCAUACUAGAACAUGAAUUCGAAACCCAGAUUCUUCCCACUAGACCUUGAUCUCUUCCCAGUUCAAGGGCUGUAUCUCCAUGGAGCCUCCCCUGGGCUUUCUUCCCUGAAAUUACUUCAUGUUUACUUUGUCCGCAUUUUGACUUAAUGAUCUAUGUCUUUUUUCUAUUGCCUCUGUUUCUCUCUAGUCUAGAAGGUGCUCUCCUCAAGGACGGGCACCACUUUUUUUGGUCUUCGGUCUUCAUUUGGUCUCCAAUCUUCAUCGCCUAAUCCGUACCUAACAUAUAGUAGGCGAUUAAUAAAUAUUUCUUUGGAUGAUUCGAUUUUCAGUAAGGAUUCAGGAAGAAGAGAAAGAUUCAAUCCAAAUGAACUCAUUCAAAAAAUACAUUUAACAAAUUUUGAAGGGGUCCAGGGCCAUGACUAACUCAUUACCAAGUUCCCAAGUUUAAAUUCUGGGUCCUCAAGCAAAGUAUUGUGAGGGGACCUCCUCCUAGCCCACCCCCUAUUCUUUUCCUGGACACCUCAGGUUUGCCAUAGAUGUUGGUUUUCUAGGUGAAUGAAUUGGGAGGCAGGUAAGGUCCUGCGUCUCCCAUCUCAGGCUGCACAAACAAACUGGAAACCAUUAAAAUUGGCCCAUAGACAUACAUCCUGUUUGUGGUGGCUGUGAACGAUUUCACAUGGAGGGAGACAAGAUGCAGAGACGAGGGAGCGAAUGGGUCACCUAUGAGAGGCCCAAGAGAGACUGUCAAUGUGCCCUCAGGGAGCACAUGGUCCAGCUGGGCCACUGGCCCGAAACCUUGAGGGAGAGCUGGAGACCUUCCCAAGUGCACGCUUGUGAUUGAUGGGCACUAUAAAUGCACUGGGUGAUGAUAGGGGUGCUUGGAAUUGAGAUUUUGCAAACUUUGGGGUUUCAUGUUGCUGACUGACAAAAAGGGGUGCAGGGGGCUCCUUUUUAGUCAUGUAAUUGUGGAGUAAGUAGGGAGCAGCCCCAAAGUCAAGAAUCCCUGGGUUCAAUUCUAACUCUGACAUACACAGGGCUGGGGUGACAAGUCCCCUAAUUUAUUCAUGCUCUAAGCUUCCCUCCAAAACUAAAAAUUGUAGAAAAAUCACCAAGCUCUAUUGGGAAUUUCCUCAUCCAAGAAUCCCUUAGAUCUGGUCUCUGGUUCUUUCUUUGUAUUGAUUUUGGUCUGUACAUAUGGUUUCAUGGAUGUGUGGACCCCCACUUCCCUGAGACAGAUCAGCCACUCAUCUGCACCCUAUGGUCCAAGAGAGUGUCCCGGUCCAUCGAGAGAUGACCGACUUGUUUGGUGUCAUUCAAUCAGUAAAAUCAGCAAGAACAUGGGGAUAUGAGCCUAGUCCUCUCUUCACAAUGUCAAACUGUAUUCAGUUUACUUCUAUUUCCUUCCAAUUCAUUCAUUCAUAUUCUUUUAACAAUAUUUUAUUAAAACCUAUCAGUUAGUUCUUAAUCCCUGGGAACCGACAAGCUUAAAUGGCAGCAUCCCCCCUUCGGGCUAUUUUUAUUUUAUAAAAGGUUCCAGGCUUUGGGUGGUCAGGAAUCCAGCAUCCCCUGCUCACCUUGGGGUGAUUUAUACCUCGUUACCAGUUUGGACAUUUGGGAAAUUUAAUUAAAAUUUCGACUCCUCAAAACUGGGGCCUUUUGUGAACCUGCCCAACCCUCGCCGUUUCCCAGGUCUAUAAUGUUUGGUGCCAGCUCCUGUUAUUGAGCGAAAGGCCAACUUUUCGAGGUGUUUGAGCCUUUCCGAUUGCAGGCUGACACUCUAAAAGGCUGAUAGUGAGAGAGGGAGGAAAGAAACAUGUAGUGGAUGACAUGACUGGAAAACAGAGGCUCCAGACUGGAGGGAACCAGAGACAGCAGGUCCAUGCUGGAUUUAAAUGAGGGCCCCUCGGCCACCCUCCAGCCAAGACCUGCAGCCUCUGAGCUCAAAUCUAUGGCCCUCAGAGACAUCGCGUUAGCUGGUCGGUUCAGUUUGUUCAUCUGUGAAUAAGAAGAUCAGAUAGAGGUGAUGGUUUUGGGGGACGAUCUUUGUGAGCGGGAGUGAUCAGGGGAUGUCAGGGGCUGCCAUCAAUGCUGGCGGGGACCUUAAGCUUUUCUAUGAGAAGACGAUAGUUCCAGAAAUGACUUGUGUUUUUCAGGAACAUGAGAGCCUGGUGGUACCUCAGUGGGAUACACAGCAGGGCAUGUCUAUGGCUCAAACUCCCAUGUUUACAUAGCAUUCUAAGCUUUAGAGCAGGGAGGGUCCUUAGGAGCCAAACCUGUCAUUUUAUAGAACAAAAACUGAAAGGGGAAUAACUCCCUAAGGUCAGACCACCCUCAUGGGUCAGAAGCAAGACUUAAAAGACAUUCUGACUUUAAAUGGGACUCAACUGUCCCAUUCUGCUUUUUUUGAUUAUUGUUAUUACCAUUACUAAACCUCACAACAACCCCAAGAGAUGGGUGCUAGCAUUAUCCCCCUUUUACAGAUCAGGAAACUGAGACAGAGAGGAUAAAACUGUAUCCAGGAUCACAGCUGUUCAAAGUCAGAUCAAUGAAUUCUGUGAGAUGCGCUGCCCCUCCUAGCUUAUAAAGAAGCAAGGAAGUGUCCGAGGAAAGUCUGGACUGUCCAUACUAUGAGAUUUCCUCAAAGGGAUCUCCCCUAAUACAUGUGGGAGCUCUUCAUUUUCUCACCUUCCAAUGGGGAUCGACUUCCAAACAGUGAGCUCUUUUCAGCUUGGGGGCGGGGGGUGAUCUCUGCUGCUGCUCCCCUUCUAUUUGACCCAGGCUCUAUCCUGUGGAACAAUAGCCUUCCCUGGGAUUUUGGCCUGAGCAGGAAGGCCCCCGAAUCUGCCUCUGCAGGGGAUGCUCUGCUGGGAUGAGGGCAAUCACAGGGUCCUCUCUCUGGAGCUGGAAAGAACUCGGAAGUCAUCUAAUCGGAUGCCCUCAUUUUUCAGACAGAAGCUGAGUUCUGUCCAGUGAUGCUCAUGCUGAGCUUCUAAUCUCCCAUCCUAGCACUGGUAACUUGAUUUGGGCCUCAGUACCAUGCAGGGAUCCCAGGCUAGCCCAGAAAUCAUUUUUUUCUUGGACCCUGGCUUCAGCCACGGUCUUAGAUGAAAGCAGAAAGUUUCUGAACCCCACCAAAAGCCAAGGUGGGGCAUGAAGCACUUUGCUCAGGGGUGCCAAAAUUUAGAAGGGGUGCCAGUGACAUUUGAAUCCUUUUAGGAAGUAGAAACUACUGAAUUUGGGUUCUACUCAACAAGCAGAAUUAAGCUAGUGAGCUCUCCAGGGGUGAAUUUCUUCAUCUAAGGAACCAAACUUAUUUUUGCUCUGCUCCCUUCACUCUGGAUUUCUAUCCAUGAGAUCCACUGUCCUGAGGUCUCUUAUCACCCAGAACCUUAGUUCUCCUGUCUGAGGCCACCUGUUAGAUCUCUCCUUCCAUGACUGAAUUUUUAAAAAUAUAGUUUGACAAACCUGUUAGCCCAUUUUAUAGUUCUUGUGUAGAUGGAGCCGUGACUUUGCCCCCGUGCCCACCUCUCUUCCAAUGUCCAGCCCCUAGUGCGACCUUGUGGUCAUCCAAAGUUGACCCCAAAGGAGAUCUGCACUCCCUGAAGCUCCCUAGUUUCCACAUUAACCUUUCCUGGUCUCUGAUCUCAAUCUAAGCUCCCGGCUGCCUGAUUGAGAUAUCUCAAACCCGUCCAAUUCAACAAGUACUUAGCAUGGGACAGUCACUGUGCUAAGCUCUUGGAAGGCCACCAAACAAAUCAGCCAUCCCGACCUUCAAAAGCAGGGAUGGGAAUACGUUAUCUGACUGGGGGAAGGGGAUCAAGGAGAUUUUUAGAGAGAGCAAGUAAACUGAGGCCUGAAGCAAGUAUUAGAUUCUCAGAGACACAAGUCAACGAACAAGCAUUUAUUAAGCACCUACUAUGUGCCACUCUGCUUUCUCUGGAAAAACACUGAGAGAAAUGCAUCAGUGCCUGCCUUUGAGGAGCUUCUGUUUUACUGGGACAAUCCUACAUGUGCACAGAGAAGUAAAUAUAAGAUAUGUGUGAAGCUGUAGAGAUGGAAAAAUGUUACGAUCUUCUCCUGGAGGUGAUGGGGAAUAUGGGGGGAGGGGGAGAAGAGAUGAUUAUCCUGGAGUCAAGUUUAGUCCCGCUCACCUUGAACUAGGAAUUCUGGGAAGCCGAGGCUCUUCUGUAGAUGGCUCAUUUUGCCUUAAAAUGAAUUUGUUGCCUCUGCAAUGUAUGAGUCCCACUUCCUUCUAUUAAGGGUCUGAUCUGAGACAAUCUUGAGGGUGUGGCCUAUGAAAAUAAGAUUGCGGGUGCCCUGAUUUGGGGAGUGUGCGCUUAAUACAUCUUCAUCAUAUAUCAUAGUAAUUUAUCAUACAAUUAUUGCCUCUGUUUGAACACAUACUCUGUACUCUCUUAUUUACUUGGUCUUGGAGUGCCGGGUCUCAAGGGUUCCCCGGUGAAUAUUCAGCUCUGAGUAAAUGAUGUAAUUUUAAAAUAAGAUAGUUGGUCAUCAGAUGAAGGAGUGACCCAUUGGUGAAUUGUCCAUUUCCCUUCUGCCGAUUAACCUGCAUUUCCUCGGCCUUCGUUCUCACUAUUUCUGGCACCCCGUUCGGAAGGAUAAGACUGCCUGUUCUGUGUGUUAACGUGCUGUCACCUCAAUAAAGGCUGCGUUUCCCUAA
Molecule: messenger RNA, 9314 nt
Organism: Antechinus flavipes (yellow-footed antechinus)
Lineage: Eukaryota; Metazoa; Chordata; Mammalia; Dasyuromorphia; Dasyuridae
Gene: ASB1
Product: ankyrin repeat and SOCS box containing 1
Exons: 5
Coding region: 73-1170 (365 amino acids)
Biological process (GO): intracellular signal transduction; protein ubiquitination
Cellular component (GO): ubiquitin ligase complex
Molecular function (GO): protein binding
Source: RefSeq, a predicted model, not a curated record